Molecule: messenger RNA, 1321 nt
Organism: Labeo rohita (rohu)
Lineage: Eukaryota; Metazoa; Chordata; Actinopteri; Cypriniformes; Cyprinidae
Gene: enpp7.2
Product: ectonucleotide pyrophosphatase/phosphodiesterase 7, tandem duplicate 2
Exons: 4
Coding region: 38-1321 (427 amino acids)
Source: RefSeq, a predicted model, not a curated record
UGUUUCUGUGUAAAACAGUAGUGGUGGAAUACCAGUCAUGUUACUGGCACUGAGUAUUUCGCUGCUUGUAUUACCUGCGUCUCUCUCUGCUCCAGUCAGAGAUGGCUGCACCACAGGCAAAAACAAACUACUGCUGACUAUCUUUGAUGGGUUCAGGUGGGACUACGACCGAGAUGUGGACACCCCAAACCUGGACAAAAUGGCUGAGGAAGGAGUCAAAGCAGCAUAUGUCACUCCACCUUACCUGACCAUUACCAGUCCUACACACUUCACUCUAUUAUCUGGAAGGUACAUUGAGAACCAUGGUGUGAUUCAUAACGUGUGGUUCAACACAACCACAGGACAAAGGAAAGAGUACUAUAUGACGCAGUUUGUGGAUGAAUACUGGGAUAAUGGCAGUCUACCCAUUUGGAUCACCGCUCAAAGACAGGGUUUAAAAACAGGAUCCUUACACUUCCCUGGCACUGCUGCCACUUACCAGAAAGAAACAAUUCAGGUGAGAGAGGUAGAACCAAGAGCCUAUGACUACACUAAUGAGACGGCAUGGAGGGAAAAUGUGGACAAGGUCAUGAAGGAAUGGUUUAAAGAUCAAGACUUAGACUUUGUCACUUUGUAUUUCGGUGACCCAGAUGAAACUGGCCACAAGCACGGGCCUGAUUCUCCAGAGCGCCGUGAGGCGGUCAAGAAAGUUGACCGAACUGUGGGCUACAUCCGGGAAUCUGCUGAGAAACAUGGACUCAGUGACCAUCUGAAUAUUAUCAUAACAGCUGACCAUGGAAUGACCACCGUGUUUAAAGGAGGGGAGGUAAAAGAAAUAGUUCUUACUGACAUCCCAGGAUUCUCUUACAAAGAUCUGCAGUUCCACCUAAUGGACUAUGGACCUUCUGCAAUGCUGUUGCCCAAGGAAGGGAUGGUUGACAAGGUUUAUCAAGCCUUGAAAGGAGGACAUCCAAACCUUCACGUUUAUAAAAAAGAAAACAUGCCUGCUCGACUGCAUUACUCCAAACAUCCACGCCUCCUGCCCAUAAUUCUCUAUGCAGACCCAGGAUAUGUCAUCAAUGGGUUUUACCCACUUCAGACCAAUAAAGGGGAACAUGGCUAUGACAAUGAGGCAAUGGACAUGAAGCCUUUCUUCAGGGCAGUGGGACCAGAUUUUCACAGAAACUUGUUGGUUGGACCAUUUGAGACCGUUAAUGUUUAUUCUCUAAUGUGCCACUUACUUGGGAUAAAGCCAGAAAUCAAUGACGGGUCACUGGAUAACACCCAACACAUGCUGAUAUCCAACGGAGAGUCCUGUGAUUCUGGAGGUAGAUCCAAAUAA